Molecule: messenger RNA, 1585 nt
Organism: Sodiomyces alkalinus F11
Lineage: Eukaryota; Fungi; Ascomycota; Sordariomycetes; Glomerellales; Plectosphaerellaceae
Product: acetylornithine and succinylornithine aminotransferase
Exons: 4
Coding region: 108-1388 (426 amino acids)
Biological process (GO): arginine metabolic process
Cellular component (GO): mitochondrial matrix
Molecular function (GO): identical protein binding; pyridoxal phosphate binding; transaminase activity
Source: RefSeq, a predicted model, not a curated record
AUUUUUUUUUAUACAUAUUAUUUCGACUUGGACAGCUUCUGUUCCAUUCUUGAAGACUUUGUCCCCCGUUCUUCACUUUCCGUCCCGGACUCAUAUUUCCUGCUACGAUGGCGUUCCGCGCGCCCUUGAGGCUUCAAUUGACCAAAUUGAGCCUUCCCACCACCCAUAUCACCCGCCGUGCCAUCUCCUCUACCAUCGCCCGACAAACAUCUCUACCCAAUCCCGAUCCGACCGAAGAUUCGCCCAGCGCUCAACUCAUCCGCGAACAUGCCCCCUACAUGGUAGCAACCUACUCCCGGCCGCCGCCCGUCUUCGUGAAGGGAGAGGGUUCGUGGCUGUGGGACGCCGAGAACAGGAAGUACUUGGACUUCACAUCUGGCAUUGCCGUCAACAGCCUCGGUCAUUGCGACCCCGAAGUGGCCCGCCUCGCUGCCGAACAGUCUGCCACUCUGAUCCACGCAUCGAAUCUUUACUAUAACCCCUGGACGGGGGCCCUCUCCAAGCUCCUCGUCGAGAAGACCAUCGAGUCCGGAGCCAUGCACGACGCCUCCUCCGUCUUCAUCUGCAACUCGGGCUCCGAAGCCAACGAGGCCGCCAUCAAGUUCGCCCGCAAGGUCGGAAAGGCCCUCGACCCUUCGGGCGCCAAGACCGACGUCGUCUCCUUCACCAAUGCCUUCCACGGCCGCACCAUGGGCAGCCUGUCCGCCACCCACAACCCCAAGUACCAGGACCCCUUCGCCCCGAUGGUGCCCGGUUUCCGCCAGGGCGCCUACAACGACGUCGACGGCAUCGACGCCCUCGUCACCGAGACCACCUGCGGCGUCAUUGUCGAGCCCAUCCAGGGCGAGGGUGGCGUGACCGCCGGCACCGAGGCCUUCCUCGUCGCCCUGGCCCGCCGGUGCCGCGCCGUCGGCGCCGUCCUCAUCUACGACGAGAUCCAGUGCGGCCUCGCCCGCACCGGCCGCCUCUGGGCCCACGGCCACCUCCCCCGGGAAGCCCACCCGGACGUCCUCACCACCGCCAAGGCCCUCGGCAACGGCUUCCCCAUCGGCGCCGUCAUCGUCAACGACGCCGUCGCCGACAAGAUCAAGGUCGGCGACCACGGCACCACCUUCGGCGGCAACCCGCUCGCCUCCCGCCUCGCCCACCACAUCGUCUCCCGCCUGGCCGACCCGGCCCUGCAGGCCGCCGUGCUGGCCAAGUCGGACGUCUUCCGCGCGCGGUUCAACGCGCUGCGGGAUCGCUGGCCCGAUCUCAUCCGCGAGAUCCGCGGCAAGGGUCUUAUCUUGGGCCUGCAGCUCUCCCAGGACCCGGCGCCCAUUGUCAAGGCCGCUCGCGAGCGGGGUCUCCUUGUGCUGGAGGAGGCCAUCGCUGCUACGAGGGCGUAAAAUUCGGGUUAUGAACAUGUGUGGGGAGGGGAACUGGACAUGAUGGGAUGAUAGAUGUUCGAUUUCCCUUAUGUACAUGGUUUCCUUUUCUUUCUCUUCGUCUUGUCUGUUCCUAUUAUUUUUCUUCCCUUUCCUAACGAUCUCCGGCGUUGGCGUUGCAAGAAAAAAGUCGUCUUAGAUGAUGCAUAUAGAGAGGU